AGUUCUUCUGUAGCUGUAGUGGAUGAAAAUCGAAAAGACGUAAUAGACGAAGAUACCUAGAAAGGAUUUGAGGAGAGAGAAGAAGAAGAUGAGCAACAACAGGAAUUGGACUGGAAAAAUGAUAAAGAAUUCAAGAAAUUUAUGGGGAAUCCAUCAAUUGAAGCUGCAAUUAAGUUGGAGAAGAAAAGGGCGGAUAGGAAGCUUAAAGAGCUUGAUGUUGAGAGCAAGAGUGAUAAUCCAAUUGUUGGGGUUUUCAAUCGAAUUGCUCGUGAGAAUUUGUUGAGAGAGAAAGAGACUUUGGAAAAAGUUGAACAAGCUUGUAAAGCCCUUGAUCUUAACAAGUUGAAGAAUUGCUUUGGAUUUGAUACAUUAUUUGCCACGGAUGUCCGAAGAUUUGGGGAUGGGGGUAUUUUCAUAGGGAAUUUGAGAAAACCUAUCGAAGAAGUCAUGCCACAAUUGGAGAAGAAACUCUCUGAGGCAACUGGGACUGAGGUAGUGAUAUGGUUUAUGGAAGAGAAGAAGGAUGAUAUUACAAAACAGGUGUGUUUGGUUCAACCAAAGUCAGAAAUUGAUCUUCAGUUUGAAUCGACUAAUCUGAGCACUCCUUGGGGCUAUCUUAGUGCAAUAGCCUUGGGUGUUACAACUUUUGGAACAAUUGCUUUGACAAGUGGUUUCUUUGUCAAGCCUGGUGCAACAUUUGAUGACUACCUGGCUAACUUUGUACCUCUUUUUGGUGGGUUUUUGACCAUUUUGGGCGUAUCUGAGAUUGUCACAAGGUUGACAACAAAUCGAUAUGGGGUAAAGCUGAGCCCAUCAUUUCUUGUUCCAUCGAAUUGGACGGGGUGUUUGGGAGUAAUGAAUAACUAUGAGUACCUCCUCCCUAGUAAGAAUGCCCUUUUUGAUAUUCCUGUUGCUCGUACAGCCAGUGCAUACUUGACCUCUCUGGCGCUUGCAGUUGUUGCCUUUGCAUCAGAUGGCAGCUUCAAUGGAGGUGAUAAUGCACUGUUUGUAAGGCCUCAAUUUUUUGAGAACAACCCUUUGUUUUUCAUCCAAUAUGUAAUUGGACCUUAUGCUGAUGAACUUGAAAACGUGCUGCCUUUUGCGAUGGAAGGAGUGGGAGUACCAGUUGACCCCCUUGCUUUCGCUGGGCUUUUAGGGAUGGUGGUGACGUCUCUGAACUUGUUGCCUUGUGGGAGACUUGAAGGGGGUAGGAUAGCACAGGCUAUGUUUGGCAGGAACACUGCCACUUUGCUCUCAUUUGCCACUUCUCUGCUACUUGGUAUUGGUGGUUUAAGUGGAAGUGUUAUCUGUCUGGCAUGGGGAUUGUUUGCUACCUUCUUCAGAGGAGGAGAAGAAAAUCCUGCCAAAGAUGAGAUAACUCCAUUAGGCGAUGAUCGUUAUUCCUGGGGUGUUGUCCUCUUCCUUAUAUGCUUCCUCACUCUCUUCCCAAGCGGAGGAGGGACCUUCUCAAGUUCCCUCUUCACCGGACCAUUUUUCAGAGGCGAUUUGUAAUUAUUGUAAAUACGGUAAUCUAGUUUGAUGUUGAAUUGCCUGUAUAUUAUUUUUUCUUGAUUAAUUGUGUUUCUUUUUAUAAUUAUAUAUGUUUUCUCCAUCCAAAAUCUUGUAAGUUGAAGGAUUUUGGAGGGGUGUUUUUUUUGCUACUUAUGUCCAGUGAAAAAUGGACAUAGAAGUGUAUCAUUUCAUGGCCAUUGCAUUUUCUUUUCUAGUCUGUAAAUUACCUGCACUAAGUAAGGCUCGAAAUUUAAGAACUUUGGAGAAUGGAGGUUGUAAUUUGAGAAAUCAAACUUAUGAACAUAAGCAGUCAGCACAAUGGGGGAAGACUGUCAGUCUUGAUGUAGAUGUAUUUUAGGAAAAUAUCAGCCCUGCACUACUAUUGCUAGACGAUCAUUUGUUGUAGCAAUGUAUGUAUAUUUUGGUCACUACAAUGUUGUAUUUCACUCUUGUAUAAGUAACACUUUAUAAUGUGAGAACUCAAUUGAAAGUUAUGAGGUUGAUAAUUGUAACGCCCCGUCUUUUCGGUACUUUAAUUAUAGGUAAUAAACCGCACAUAGCUGAUCAUUGGCAGCGGAAAUAGACAUAAAAUAAUCCUGGGACAUGUGGGUAUGGGCCCACAAAUAAAAUAAUCUUUAAUAACAUUCCAUAAAUAAUACUCCCUUCAUCCCUUAAUACUCGCACCCCGGUGCGGAGUUUAAGACAUUUAAAUUGAAUUAUUAAAUUAAUGAGUGUUAGUUGAUAGUGAGGUAUUUUUUUUUAAUAUAGUUAGUGGAAAAUGUGUAAGGGGUGGGGAGUGGUGAGUGAGAGGUGUGGAUUUUUAAAUGAUUUUUUGUAUGGAGUAGGGUUGUAGGUGGGGUAGUAGGUAAGUGUGAGAAAUAAUAUAAUAUUGGUAAAGAUUUCCAUUUAUAGAAGCGGUGCAAGUAUCAAGGGACGGCCCGAAAAGGAAAGCGGUGCCAGUAUUAAGGGACAGAGGGAGUACGACUUUUCCAAAAAUAAUUAUAAAUCAAUAUUCUUAUAACAACCUCAGUAACAGGAUUUCCAUAAUAAAUAAUUACUCAUCUCGAUAUCUCCAUAAUAAAUAACCAACUCCAGUAAUAAAUCUCAUUUGAGCAACUUGAGCUCCUUAAUCGAACCUGUACAUCAUCAUAAAAAUAGAAAACAGGAAAAACACAGAAAAUCCAAAAUGAGUGGAAAACUCAGUAAUAUUACUCCAGCCUGUCAAACGGUUUUAUUUUGAAAAUCAUUUGGCACAUAUCAAUCAUUAGCAUUUAUUGUUCGGAAAUAACUAACUUAAUCUCGUCAUCUUAAAAACUGUGUCGGCAAGGAAUCAUUUCCUUUAUAGCUCAUUGGCAAGUACAUGUUUUGGCGGGACUUUUCUUACAUCUUUUCGGGGGGGACUGGUUCCCUUUAACUUUAACUUUGACUUUAACUUGCCUCCCCCUAUAACUUGCCCAUUUACUAGUUCCGUUCACUUUUCCAGGCCGACAAAAGCAACAUCGUAUUCUUUAAAAUAACUUUAUAAAAAUCAUAAUUAUUCCUGAACAAUUAAAAUCAUAAAAUAGUAACAUAUUAUCAUAAUCGUACUCAUAAAACUUUAACUCAUACGUCAUAGCAUCAUCACAUAAAUCACGUAAUAUUCACAUAGUGAUCAUAUAAUCACACAUAUUUAGUAUACGGGCAUAUAAAACUUAAAUGCUGAACAUAAACAUAAUAUAUUUUUACAUACGGGCUUUGCUGAUUACAUUCACUGUAUGGGAGAGCAUGUAGUGUCGUAGUUUCUUUGUGGCCCAAACCAAGGCGAUGCUGAGUUUCUCGAGCUGAGUGUAUCUGGUCUCGUAUUCGAUUAACUUUUUACUGAUGUAGUAUACAACGUUUUCUUUGCCUUCAACUUCUUGGGCGAGCAUGGCCCCAAUUGCUGAAUCUGUCGUUGUAAGGUAAAGCCUGAGGGGAAUCCCUAGCAUAGCUGGCUUUAGCACUGGCGGGUUGGAAAUGUAGUCUUUGAUAGUAUUGAAUGCGUGUUGGAAAUCCUCGUCCCAGAUUUUGGGCUCGCUUUUGCGGAGCUUUCGAAAUACUGGUUCGCAAAUCAUAGUGAGCUUUGAAAUUAACCUACUGAUGUAUUGCAGUUUGCCGAGAAACCCCCGAAUCUCUUUUUCAUUCGUUGGCGGCUUCAUCUCUUGAAUGGCCUUGAUUUUCGAAGGAUCAGCCUCGAUGCCCCGAGAGCUGAUGACAUGCCCGAGCAACUUGCCUGACGUUACCCCGAACGCACACUUUUGAGGAUUGAGCCUCAUAUUGUAUUGCCUGAGCCUGUCGAAGAAUUUCCGGAGUACCGAGGUAUGCUCAUGUCGCUCUUUGGAUUUGACGAUCAUGUCGCCGACAUAUACUUCAUUUUCCCUAUGAAUCAUAUCGCUCAUGAUAGCUGUUGCUGUUCUUUGAUAGGUUGCCCCUGCAUUCUUCAGUCCGAACGGCAUAACCGUAUAACAAUAUGUACCCCACUGAGUGAUGAAGGUUGUCUUCUCCAUGUCCUCCUCUGCCAUGGGAAUCUGAUUGUAGCCUGCAUACCCGUCCAUAAAAGAGAGUAAGGCAUGAUUUGCGGUGUUAUCGACCAAGACGUCGAUGUGAGGCAAUGGAAAACCGUCUUUAGGGCUGGCCCUAUUAAGAUCUCUGUAGUCCACACACAUUCGUACUUUGCCGUCUUUCUUUGGAACUGGGACGACAUUUGCAAUCCAUUCCGGAUACUUGGCUUCUCCAAUAAACCCGGCCUCUAGCUGCUUAGAGACCUCUUCUUGAAUUUUGAGGGAAACGUCCGGUUUCAUGUGACGGAGUUUCUGCUUGAUGGGUUUUGAACCUGGGAUGAGCGGAAUUGUAUGCUGACCGAUGCUUGGAUCAACCCCUGGCAUAUCAUGAUAGGACCAUGCGAAGACGUCUAUGUACUCUGAAAGUAGCUUGAUAAGAUCAUCCCGCUCUGCUUGAGAUAGAGUUAAGCCAAUCUGAACUAGUUUUGAACCACUGUUGUUAGAAAGGUUAACGUUUUCACUAGUAGAAAAAACCCCUGUUGCAACCCCCUUAUUGCAGCGUACAAGUAUUAAUACGCUUCAACAACCAGUCGGUCAACGCGGGUCAAACCUUUUAAGGGUUAUCGCAGCGUACAUUUUUAUUGUUCGCUGCGAAAUAGUUUAUUGCAGCGUACAAAAUUAAAGCCCGUAGCAAUAUACAGACUCUGUUGCAGCGUACAUGCUAUUGUACCCUGCAACAGGUCCUGAUCCGUUUUUCAAAAUACAUUAGCUCAUUUCUCAAAAUUUGCUGCGGGCUCCGUGUUUCAAAAUACUGCAAUUCAAAAUACUCCAAAAUAUCUCAAAAUUUUAGAACUCAUUUCCUCGCGCUCAACUCCAACUCUCCAAACAUCUCCCAAUUUUUCGCCGUCGCCGUCGAACUCCAACCCUUGUUCGGCCCUGCGUCGCCGUCGAAAUCCGCCCUUGCUCGGCCCUGCGUCGCUGUCCUCUCCGGUGGGUGUCUGUUCUCGCCUCAUAUCCCCCGUCGCUGUCCUCUCCGAUGGGUGACUUUUCAAUUGCUGAAAACUCGGUCAGCUUGGUCGGCCGGGGGUUCAGCGUCCCCCCGUCGCGUCCUGGUUCCGGUGCUUGCUCGGCCGUUACUCUCCUCGCCACAACCAGUUUACAAAGCCAGCAGUGGCCUCAAGAUUGCUGUUGAACUUUGUGGUGAGCUAAAACUGAUUAAUUGUGCAUAAUAAUUUCUAGUAGCAGUAAUUGAACUAUUUUGGUCGCUGAUCUCAAAAGAGGUUAAGGCUAAUCACCCAAAGAUUAUCAGCUUGCUGGGGUUGUUGCGGUUGAAGUCACAGGAGGGCCAACCAUCGACUUUGUUCCAGGAAGAAUGGAUUGCGCAGAUUCUCCUGAUGAAGGACGCCUUCCUGAUGCAAAUCAAGGUGCCGAACAUUUGAGAGAAAUCUUUUACAGAAUGGGGCUUUCUGACAAGGAUAUUGUCGCGCUUUCAGGAGGCCACACUCUGGUAUAUUUAUCACCAUUUGAUGGGACAUGAAGUCGAGAUGCAGGUGGUUUGAAAUACUUUGCCUCGUCGAUUUGGCGCUCCAGGUCUUCCAGAGUUGAAUGCAUCUCAGCUACAAUAAUCGGGCAAUUAUGGAGGCUGCUCAAGUACUGCUUUAUUUCGGAGUUGAACAAAUCAUCUAUGUUUCUGAAAUGACGUACUGCUAAAUAAAGGUCUAUUCUCCGAAGACUGCGCCUUAUGCUAGUGAGGAAAAUGAUGUGGUUCGUGAGCAAUGGGCUAAGUUUUAUACCAGCAUGUAUUUAUUAUUGAUCUGAGGGCGCUUGAUCGAGUUGGUUUAGAUGUUAUAGAACAAUUUUUUAUGUUGAAAUGUAUGCUUACGUUGAAAUUGGAACGUACAUAUAUUUAUUUAAAUGUAUAUAUAUGGUACGUGCACUUUGGUUUUGGGAUAUAUAUACAAAACACCAGUUAUUGUUUUUA
Molecule: messenger RNA, 6009 nt
Organism: Spinacia oleracea (spinach)
Lineage: Eukaryota; Viridiplantae; Streptophyta; Magnoliopsida; Caryophyllales; Amaranthaceae
Product: probable zinc metallopeptidase EGY3, chloroplastic
Source: RefSeq, a predicted model, not a curated record